Molecule: messenger RNA, 2847 nt
Organism: Phoenix dactylifera (date palm)
Lineage: Eukaryota; Viridiplantae; Streptophyta; Magnoliopsida; Arecales; Arecaceae
Product: BTB/POZ domain and ankyrin repeat-containing protein NPR2
Biological process (GO): regulation of salicylic acid mediated signaling pathway; systemic acquired resistance, salicylic acid mediated signaling pathway; defense response to fungus
Cellular component (GO): nucleus
Molecular function (GO): protein binding
Source: RefSeq, a predicted model, not a curated record
AAGAAACGCGUCCUCACGACAAGCCCCACGUCACCCAUCCCUACCAUCGCCCGGUGACGACACCCCUUGCGUCACCCAUAGACUUCAGCAUCUAUCCGCAGCCCAAAAGGCCCCAGCCACCGUCCCCCGAUAGUGGAAGCCAAUUCCAAUUCCAAUUCCGCCUCCUUGCCAAUUUUUUUUUUUAGGCCAGAAAAAGUUCGGAUUUCUAAGAUUUACUUCCUCUUUUGAUGAUCUAAUUGCUCGAGAAGGAUCUAAUCGUUUCGUUCCGAUCUUUUUUUCCUUGGAUUCUGCUGGAAUUGGAGGCUUUGAUCGGUUUUUUUCUCCUUCCAAUCUGGUGAAAUAAUGCUUUUCUAAGGAAUUCUGGGAAUUUAUGUGUUUUUUUAUUGGGAGUUAGAGUUCUAUGGGAUUUUUCUCCGAAUUCCUUUUGUGAAAAUCUUUUAUUUUUGUUUUUUGUUGUCUCUAAUGGUUGUUUGAGGACCUUCAUCUGUAGGUAGAUUGGUUGAUGUUGUUGGAGAGAUAGAUUCUGGUGAAUUUAGGGUUUUGGAUUGGAGUAGAUGCCUUCUGGAAGGAAAUUUGCGGAAAAGAUCGAUCGGCAGAGUGGGUUUUUUUCAGUUGAUGUCGAGGUAUGUCUCGGAUCUCGGACCCUAAGGAGACCUUGGCGAUGGGAUUAUAGGGUUUUCUUCCUUCGUUUUUCUCUUGUUGGCGUUGCUCCGGUCUAUGGCCAAUCUGGCGGAGCCCUCGUCUUCUCUGAGCGUCACCUCCUCUUCCUACCUCUCCAAUGGCACCAGCGUCUACGCGGCUUCCCCUCCCGCUCCUCCGCCGGCGCCGCCGGCCGCCGGGGCCAGCCUUGAGGUGGUGAGCCUGAGCAAGCUGAGCUCCAACCUCGAGCGCCUCCUCCUCGACUCCGAAUUCGAUUGCAGCGAUGCUGAGAUCGUCGUCGAGGGCGCCCCGGUCGGCGUCCACCGCUGCAUCCUGGCGGCGAGGAGCCGGUUCUUCCACGACCUCUUCUCCGGUUGCGGUGGGCGUCGGCAGGAGGGAGGGAAGCCGAGGUACGAGAUGAGUGAACUGGUGCCGUGCGGCAGGGUCGGGCGCGAGGCCUUCAUGAACUUCUUGAGCUAUUUGUACACUGGGAAACUGAAGCCGGCUCCGCCGGAGGUGUCGGUGUGUGUGGAUCCAAUGUGCGCUCAUGAUGCUUGCCGGCCUGCGAUAAAUUUCGUGGUGGAGUUGUUGUAUGCAUCGUCUGUGUUUCAGAUUUCAGAGCUGGUCUCUCUUUUGCAGCGUCGCCUUCUCAACUUUGUUGAGAAGGCUCUUGUGGAAGAUGUAAUCCCCAUCCUUCGGGUUGCAUUACACUCACAACUUAAUCAGUUACGCAGUCACUGUAUCAAAAGGGUAGCAAGAUCUGAUCUUGACAAGAUCUCUCUUGAGAAGGAGCUGCCGCAUGAAGUUGCUGAGGAGAUUAAAUCGAUCCGCUGCAAAGCCCAGCCUGAUGAACCAAAUUCCUUGACUGUGGACCCUGUGCAUGAGAAAAGAACUAGAAGAAUCCUUAGGGCCCUGGAUUCUGAUGAUGUUGAACUUGUGAAGUUGCUUCUUAGUGAAUCAGAUAUCACUUUAGAUGAUGCCAAUGCUCUACACUAUGCAGCCGCCUACUGUGAUUCCAAAGUUGUGGCAGAGUUGUUAGAACUGGGGCCGGCUAAUGUGAAUCUAAAGAAUGUCAGAGGAUACACACCCCUCCAUGUAGCUGCCAUGCGAAUGGAGCCAGCUAUCAUUGUUUCUCUUCUUACCAAAGGUGCAUCUGUAUCAGAAACAACAGCUGACGGGCAGAGUGCUGUUAUGAUUUCUAGGAGGCUAACAAGGGCAAAAGAUUAUAAUGCAAAGACUCAGCAGGGUCAAGAGUCAAAUAAAGACCGGAUAUGCAUUGACAUUCUGGAGAGAGAGAUGAGGAGGAAUCCCAUGGCGGUGGAAGACUCAGUCACAUCACCGUUAUUAGCUGAUGACCUUCCCAUGAAGCUUCUGUACCUGGAAAACAGAGUUGCAUUUGCAAGAUUAUUCUUCCCUGCUGAAGCCAAGGUAGCCAUGGAAAUUGCACAAGCCGAGACAACAUCAGAAUUCACAGGUCUUUUGACAUCAAGGAGCUCAAGUAACCUGAGGGAAGUUGAUCUGAAUGAGACACCUACGAUGCAAAACAAACGGCUACGUUCGAGGGUUGAUGCCCUCAUGAAAACAGUGGACCUGGGCAGGCGCUAUUUCCCACACUGUUCACUAGUGCUAGAUAAGUUUCUCCAAGAAGACUUGCCCGACCUGUUCUACCUCCAGAAGGGAACGCCUGACGAGCAACAGAUCAAGCGGAUGCGCUUCUGCGAGUUAAAGGAGGAUGUUCGGAAGGCCUUCAACAAGGACAAGGCUGAGAGCGUGCACUCGGGGCUGUCUUCUUCAUCAUCAUCAUCCUCCUCGCUGAAGGGUGAUACAAGGCAUUCCAAGGCUGUAAGAAAUGAAGUUGCAGAAUUCUCGUGGUACAUGUAUUAUAGAUGUUCGACAUGAGGUGAUAUUGGCUGCCUGAAAUCUAAAACCACCAGGAGGGGCUGCGCAAUAAGAGUAGUUGCUUCUUUUCGUUCUGCAGAAUGGUGUUGUCGAGCGUUUCUUUCUCGCUUCCCCGUUUUUUUUUUCCUUUUUUUUUGGCCUUCAAGUAACAUCGUUAUGAAAUAUUUUGAUACCAGAACCAGAAGCAUGCUUUCAACUGAUAAUGGCAUUGGAUGGUAUCACAUUAUUGCUAUAAUAACAUUAUGGACUGUGAUACCAUUGGUUGUAAGUGAUAUAGAAGUGCUAAUAGCAAACUUAUUUUCGUAGUUC